Brienomyrus brachyistius is the source of this 2692-nucleotide messenger RNA. RefSeq names its product proton channel OTOP3-like. The transcript has 7 exons. The coding region runs from base 187 to 1908 and encodes 573 amino acids. Gene Ontology annotation, cellular component: membrane. The record is from RefSeq and is a predicted model, not a curated record. Lineage: Eukaryota; Metazoa; Chordata; Actinopteri; Osteoglossiformes; Mormyridae. Gene Ontology annotation, biological process: proton transmembrane transport. Gene Ontology annotation, molecular function: proton channel activity.
UGUCAGAGCUCGCGUGCCCAGUUCCCGAGGGGGCAGAGGUAGAAGAGGACAGCCACACAGGGGGCUGCGAGAGAGAAGGAGAUCAAAGCGAAGAAGGGAGAAGAAGGAGAGAGAGCAGUGAGGAAAGCUGGAAGGAGUGAGUGAAAAGACGAAGAGAGCGAUACAAGGAGAGAAAUAGACAGUAAGAUGGAUGAGGUUAUGAGCCCUGGUGAAGAUGUGCAAUGUGAUGUGGAGAUGGUCACAAGGUCUGAUCCUGACCCAGAAGUGGAUUCAGAGCCGGAGUCGGUUCCUGGAGGCCGGCGCCUGUUCUCUGGUUUGCUAGGACUGAACGUGAUUAUGCUCGGCGCCGCCCUUAUGGCGGCUGAUGCCUUCUAUGCCAAUGGGCAGCUGCAAGAGGGACGCCAGGUCUUCAUCCUGCUGCUGCUGCUACUCAGCGUGGUCUGGAUGCUCUGGUACCUGCUGUGGUCACGCAAGCGACCCGGCCGCACGCCCCACACCGACCACCACGCAGGGGGCAUCACCGUCGCAGUGGUCCUGGUGAUCUUCUCGGCCUUCAGCCUGUUCCUGCACAUCUUCAGGAUGGGUUACUUCAUCAUGAUGCGGGACUGCAAGCCGCUGGCCGAGGUCCUGGUCCCCUUUGCCGAGGCGCCCUUCCUGGCUCUGCAGACGUAUCUCCUGUGGGCUCACUCAAAGGACUGCAUCCACAAGCACAAGAUUCUCACCAGGUCCGGUCUGAUGUUCUUGCUCUCUACUAACAUCCUGCUGUGGCUGAAUGCGGUGACUGAGGACACUGUGCACAUGGAGAUCGAGCUGGAGAAGCAGAAACAGGCCAUCGCCAAUGGCUCCCUGACUGAGAACAUCACCGAGGGUCUGGAGUAUGACCUCGCCGAAUUCCCCAAAUGUCAGUGCACCGAGCACACCCCAUGCCUGGUGUUCCGCAAGGGCUUCGAGAUCCUAUACCCCUUCAACAUCGAGUUCUACCUGAUGGCGGGUUGCAUGAUCUACGUGAUGUGGAAGAACGUGGGCCGGCGUGUGGGCAAAGCCCCACACGAGCACCACCAACACCAUGACGUGAUGCGCAUCAUCCGGCAGGAGGGCAUCCUGCUGGGCCCACUGGCCGGCCUCCUAGUCCUCGCGAUGGGAGCCGUCGUCUUCAUCCUUUACCAGGUGUGGGUGAGUGACUCUCGCCGCGAAGACGCCUUCCUCGUCUUCUACGGCUACCACCUGGCCUUGAUUCCUGCCAUGUCACUGUUCUCGCUGGCUGGCAUGAUCACCUACCGCGUGGAGAGUAGGCUGCACGAAGCCAGCCACAACCCCACCAGAAGCCUGGACGUUCGCCUGCUGGUGGCAGCGGCUGUGGGCCAGCUAGCGCUCUCCUACUUCUCCCUGGUGGCCGCCAUGGCCAUUGGGUCCAGAGACCAUCUGGGGAGCCUAGACCUUUCGUACAACCUCUUCAGCCUGCUGGAGCUGCUCCUGCAGAACAUCUUCAUCAUUGAGGGGCUCCACCGUCACCCGAAUCUAAGCCGCACCAGGACGAAGGGAAGGCUGGCUACCAUCAUGUUCAAGAAAAAGAAGGGAGCUGCUGAGACCCCAGCGGUGAAUGAACCUGGAGGAGACGCUUUGUUAAAAAGAGGGCCUACAGCACCACCUGCAGGUGUGAAGGUGAACAACACCAACAAGCGCACCAAGAGAGUGAUUCAAGAGAUUUGUGCAUUCCUCAUCUUGGGCAAUGUCAUGUUGUGGGUGAUCCCAGCCUUCGGCGCUCAUCCCCAAUUCGAGAACGGACUGGGGAAGCAGUUCUAUGGGUUCCAGGCCUGGUUUAUAUUUGUCAACCUGGGCCAGCCACUAGUGGUCUUCUACAGAAUGCACUCUGUAAGGGCACUGAUGGGGCUGCUGAUCUCAGCCUGAACAGCAGGAGGCGAUAUAAGCCAUACUACUGCACUGGAGGAUGUGAAUAUUUUGGAUCUGUAGCAUGAAGCCCUGCUAUCCAGCCUAAGAUUCACAGGGAAGAAGAAAAAAGACUUUUUCUUAUUUAAGGGAGUCAAAUAACAUGGUCGAAAUAAAACAUUUGCAGUGACACAAAUGUUGCAUUUGAUACCCACUGUUAAUUAGUUCAAAAUAUGGUCAGGACUUAAAGUAUUAGGUAAUCUAACUGUUACUAAGGCCCUUUUAUAGGAUAUAUCAGACUGAACUGACACCCUAAAUACAUACCCUGGACACCAGAGACCAAGCAUCAGUCAGGGGCUCAGCUAGUAACAGACAAAAUGACGCUUCCUGAACCACUUGCUAUAUUUCUUGACCCCACUAGAUGGUGCUAUCUGUUCAAAAAAGGACACAAAGCAUGGCCAGAGAGCAAAGCCAGAGUGUGGCUGGAAAAUACAGCAGAUGGUUCAUGAGGCAUCAUUUCGUCCAUCGCUACCCGAUAUGCUGAUAUUCACUCGCCACCCACAGGCAUUGACAAGCAACGCAAGAUCACCAUCUAGUGGGGUAAAAAAAAUAUUCACGGUCACUUCAUCCAUCACUAGGCUUAACCACUCAUGAAUACUUUGGAUCAGAGCUGGUAUGAAUCCCAGCAUGUGUGAGAGGCAGCAGCCCAGCGGUGGAGCCCCGGCGUAAGUCUCCUGUGCAGAUGUUCAUGUUCUUGCACACAAAUUGGCUAAUUAGCUAACUGGCUAAUUUUACUGAUGUUGUG